UUUACAUGGUAGUUCCAACUUCCAUCCAUACCACAUUCUUCAAUCAAGCACCAAAAAGAACCACUCAAACUGAAGUUGACUAAAUGACAUUACACCUUGUAAAAGGACUACGCACGUAAUUUAUCUUUGUCUAUAUAUAUGUGUACGAUCAAGAUGAUUUUGCUUCUUAGUUCAAUAGCAAAAACUCCCAAAAAAAAGGAGAGAAGGAUGAAAGAAAAAAUACUAUGAACACACAAGUGACAGUGUCUAUGUUAGUGGUCUAGGACAAUUGAGGAGACACAAGCACCAUCCUUCUAAAAUCGGCUCACAAGAGAUCACCAAUAAUGCCAAGGUGCAACUGUUUUCCUAAUGCAUCUUUGGGGUUGGAGUCAGGCUCGGUUAUCGCUUGCUUCUCUGACUUCAAAGGCCCUCAUGUCACGCUCAUCCAAAAGCUUAUUGCAGAGUUUGUAGGAACCUUCAUCCUAAUAUUUUCAGCAACAGCGGGUCCAAUUGUAAAUGAGAAGUACAAUGGUGUAGAAUCAUUGAUUGGGAACGCAGCUUGUGCAGGACUUGCAGUGAUGAUCAUAAUCCUAUCGAUAGGCCACAUUUCAGGGGCUCACUUGAACCCUUCACUCACCAUUGCUUUUGCAGCUCUGCGCCAUUUUCCAUGGAUUCAAGUUCCGGCUUAUAUUGCAGCUCAAGUUUUAGCUUCAAUCUUAGCAUCUUUCACCCUCAAGCUUGUUUUCCACCCUUUCAUGUCAGGUGGAGUUACAGUUCCUUCAGUUAAUUUGAAACAAGCAUUCACCCUUGAGUUCUUGAUUACCUUCAAUCUCAUGUUUGUUGUCACUGCUGUUGCUACUGAUACUCGAGCGGUUGGUGAAUUAGCGGGUAUUGCAGUUGGAGCCACAGUUAUGCUCAAUAUUCUUGUGGCAGGUCCAUCAAGUGGUGGAUCUAUGAAUCCUGUGAGGACACUAGGCCCAGCAAUUGCAGCAGGAAAUUAUAAGGCUGUGUGGUUAUACAUGGUAGCACCAACUCUGGGAGCUCUUGGAGGAGCAGGAAUCUACAAGUUAGUACAGCUAGAAGAGCGUGAGGAUGAGCCGCCACGCCCGAUCAGAAGCUUCCGUCGCUAGCUUGACCGUAGUUUGUCGUGGGUGCACCUUUACAAGGUGCCCUCUGGCUGUGUCAAUACUACUUCCUAGAAAAGGAAAAGUCCAAAAAUGAGGUUAAGACUAGUGGUUACAUGAAAAAAAUCACCAAGUAUAUGAUGACAAAGCUAGCUAUGUCUGAACUUGGUGUGAUUGUUUACUUUUGUCUUUAGGCUUUGAUGUUCUCCUUUCAUCUGUAUGUGAAAUAUGGCUUGUUUUGUAACUAUGGUGUCUGUUGUACAUUUAAGGUAACAUAUAUGAUGAUAUGAACUUCUAUUUGUA
Molecule: messenger RNA, 1406 nt
Organism: Beta vulgaris subsp. vulgaris (sugar beet)
Lineage: Eukaryota; Viridiplantae; Streptophyta; Magnoliopsida; Caryophyllales; Amaranthaceae
Product: probable aquaporin NIP5-1
Exons: 4
Coding region: 324-1109 (261 amino acids)
Biological process (GO): transmembrane transport
Cellular component (GO): membrane
Molecular function (GO): channel activity
Source: RefSeq, a predicted model, not a curated record